This is a messenger RNA of Alternaria rosae, 1331 nucleotides long. RefSeq lists its product as uncharacterized. Bases 133 to 1203 code for a protein of 356 amino acids. The transcript has 2 exons. The record is from RefSeq and is a predicted model, not a curated record. NCBI's taxonomy places the organism in Eukaryota, Fungi, Ascomycota, Dothideomycetes, Pleosporales, Pleosporaceae.
GUCGCUAAAUCUACAUGCUUUUGAUGUAGAAAACUCGUUCAGAGGACUUGCAGAAGCUCAAUCGAGAGAUGAAAGAGCUGAAGAAAAAAGAAGACGCCAUCAAGCGAGAAGUAGAGGGCUUAGAGAGGUACGAUGAGGUCGUUCCCACUCCCGGGAGCCUUGAGCAAGGCUACUCCCGGAACUGUUAGUGACAUCAUUAGGGAAAUGGACGCUACCUCAGCAUAUAUCAUCAAAAGAGAAGCGCCGGCACUCACGGAGCCUUUUCUCACUCGGCUACCUCGAGAGAUCCGUGACCUUGUCUACGAAUAUGUCUGCGUCUUUCCCGACACCAUACAAAUCGCGCUAUCCGGACAGCAAGGGGCUCCAGUAGACCCUGUGGUCAUUUGGUCGGAUGCCCAACUAAUGGACGCGUCCUAUCUUGCCAAUUCAGAGGUCGUGCCUACCGAGCUAUCCGAGACAUAUUGGUCGAAGAACCGUUUCGAGGUCACAGUCGGUUUGGAUACUGGUAUGCGAGCUGGCGGUCUGGAUACCUUUCUGUUGCAUGGGACAGUGCCUAGCGACAAAUUAUUCUGGAGGGUAUUCGUGCGCCCGUGGGAGAAGAUCCGUCAUCUGAAGGUACAUGUCGCCUGUGAACAGUGGGAGUCCGAUCCACGCUACGGUGAUACUAAGAUGAAGGACUACUAUACGACGGCAUACGGUCUCAUUGAUGAUCUCACAUUCGCGCAGGCUGCCAUGUACAAAUUGGAGGCUCAGCUCACUCCUCUCACCCGAAUGAGAGGCCGAGAAGAACUCCACAUUGAGAUCGAGAUCGACACCAGGUUUGCCCAGGAGGGCCCUGAUGUCCAAUUCUCCGAGCGUCACUUUGUUAAUAUCAUGGAGAGCCUUCGGAGAACAGUGUGCGAAUUGUUGGACUCUGGCGUACAUGUCACGGUCACAUUGGCCAAUAUCGAUUAUAAUGAAGCGCAUCUAGAGCCGCAAACAUGGGACAUCACCUCUCGCUUCGUAGUAGACGCACAGGAACGGCUCAGUGAACAAACUCAAAUCGAUACGUAUAAUAGAGAGACAGGCUACUUCGUGCAGCCGCAAGCUGCAUUGUAUCAUUGCGUUUCUAGAGCAGCUCUCGCUGAUAUGGAAGGUUUUCGUCAGCUGCUUUUGCGCCGAUGGAAGGUGCGGUAUGCUCUGCCAUGGAUUGUAGACGAAUGAGAGAUCUGAUAGGGGCGGGACAAUCAUAUUGAACGAAAGGUCUGAGAAAUGCUAGUAGUCUGUUGCAUGUUGCGACAGGGUAGCGUUGUGAUGUCUCCAGUGCGCUCACCUCAUAGAAGGAAAACUUA